GAUGCGGUUGAAUACCGGUACAGGUGGCCCCGGGUAUAGUGAGACACCUUUGCACUUACACGGCUCGCAAAUUUGAUAGAAAGCACGAAACGAAGGCGAAUUUGCGGCAAUGUCUAGCCCUAUGAGUCCUUCGUACGGCGUAGUAAGCGCGGCCUGCAAAGUUAAGCCUAUCACACUGACACUCACAUUAUUCGAGACGAGGUCACAAUGCGCUCAUUUUCCGAAAACCGGGGUAAUCUGAGACACCUGAUUUCAGCACUAAAACAGCCUCAAAAAGCGACUAGAACGCAUUGCCUUGCGGCAUAUUAACGUCAUAUAUCAUUAACAAUAUAAUAAGCAGCCGGAAACCUGCCAAUGGUCACAAGCCCUGCUUCACAAGAAGCUGCUUCUCCUUCGGCUGUUCCUGUUGCGUCUGCGUCAGCAGUGGUGUCGUCGUUAGCAUCUGCACCAGCAUCUGCACCAGCGACGGCGGCGGCAGCAGCAGCAGCAGCAGCAGCAGCAAUCUGCGCUGCCGUAGCAGCAGCGGCUUGCGCAAGUGCAGCGGCCAGGAUGUCCUCUGGCAGAAACUGCUCGUAUGCGUCGAGCCGUGUCCGAAGGAUUGUGUUGAUCGACACCAGCUGGCUGCGGUUCAUACCGGCCACAGCUUGCCGCCCCUCCAACAAGCGCUGCCGCUCGGCCUCCACAGCGGCUGCCUUCUCCUGGCGCGCACGCUCCCUUGCCUGCCGCUUCUCCUCAAUGCUGCGCUCUUCCGCUGCCCGCUUCUCCUCCUCCUCUCGCAGCUGGGACGCGAAGUCUUGACCAGUCAGCAGCAGGGGUAUCUUCACGCGGCGGGAUGGUCCUUCUUUCUCAGCUGGCAAGGGCGGCACCUGGACGAUUGCUGCCAGCUGCGAUUGCACGUCCGGCGCAUCGUUUCCGCCCUCGAGCUGUAACGCAGCUGUCGCGAGGGCGUCAAGACCCAUUGCCGGCUCAUCAUCUGCGUCGUCGCUGGUCUCCUCUGGGUCGCUCAGUACAGGGUUGCAGCUCGUGCGUGCACUUGCCAGGAAAGGCCAGUAUCUCGAUACCCAGCCGCUUAGCCUUGGCGAUGACGUCCGGGUGCUUGCGUGAGCUGUGACCAUCGACUACCAGUCCGACGGGAUUCUCUGGGCUGACACCGCCAGGUACGUUCUUCGCGAAGUGGUCUAGCCAGUCAGCGAAGACCUCGUGGUUGAUCAUGGCGGUCUUGGUGCAGACGAAGACCGCACCUGGCAUGGUCUCGUCGCAGUGCAUGAGGGGGUUCUGAGCUCGGCUAGUGCCCUUCACGAUGAAGGCAUGCGGAAUGAGGGCAUCUGGCGAAAAACACGUCACAGCUGCAAGACAUUUUGGCUCUUUUGAGGGGUUUACCUGCUCACUGACAGAUGAUAAGGCUGUUGGCGGUCCGGGUCGUGCACCGAUCUGCUGCUUGUUGCUGGCGUAGCGGGCGAAUGUGGCAGGAUGGAUGCCACAGUGCAUUGCGGCUUUCCUGCCGCUGCAUUUUGUUCGUCUCAUGAACUCCAAACCCUCCGCAAGCUCUUCGUCCGUCCAUGUCUUCAGCUGUUUUACUGGCUUUUCUGCAGCUGGCUUCGCGGCUUUGCGCUUCUUUGUGGGCAUCGCCUCUGGAACUACAGUCCAUAACGAUCUAGCAGGUCUCUAAGGAUUUGGCAGCGUGCGGCAGUAACAAGUAAAAGGCUUCCAGCUUGCCGGCCCGGAAAGUGUCAGGCUACACGCAAAACGCGAUGAAACACGACCCAGAGGCCAUGCAAGGCUUCUAAUAUAUAUAAGGGAUCACAGGAAGAGUCUGUGCUGGGUGUCGAGGCCGCAGUUUACAUGGUAGCCAGUUCAAAUCAGGUGUCCCGCAGGGUCGGCAAAGCAGACAUUGCUCCGGAACCACGCGACCCUUUCCUUCGAAACAAAUUUGAUAAAAAGCAUAUAUUCAACCAUUACUAGUUAUAUAUAAAAGGGCUUAGCAUUCUGUGCACCCACGGCGCCAUAAUUUGGAGUGUCUCACAAUACCCCCUGUCUCACAAUACCCGGGGCCACCUGUAAGUGUGCGCUGUCGCUAAAUUUCUGCAUGAGGGCGUAUGUUAGCGGUUAGCUUGGAUCUUGACUAAUGACCCAGGUUUGGGUAAAGCGGUAUACAUGGAAGAUAUAAUAAACAAAACUCAAGGGGUAAGAAGCAGGUGCUUGCGCCGCUCGAAAAUAUACCGGUACGUCAUCAUGUCGUCGGGACCAAGUAAGUCGUCAGGGCCAAGCAAGCCGUGGCCCCUGGACUGUAAAAGCGGCUAAACUGAUAGUCAUUGCGGCUAGCAGUACAAUUACAAUGCAUGCCAACGCCUCUCGCAAGUCAGCGGUGUGGCCAUCCGUUGUGCAUGCCGCAACGUUGGUGUAUGCCAUAGGGAACCUGCGGCGGCUAGUUGCAUCCAGACUCUAUAAGAUUAUCUGAUCUCCACAGGAAUGGCUGGCCCUGACUGGCGGUGAUUAUUCAGGAGCAUAAACAUACAAAGCUGUGCACUUGCCUACUUUCUCUAUCUGUCUUCUGCAGCAUGGCUUCAUUGUCCACCUCUUGCAGAGUCCAUGCGAUGCGGUUUGGUCUCAUUACCUGCAAAUUUCUGUCAUAACCCACAACACGGAUCCUUUCCGAGAAACCAGGUGCCACCUGCCUCAGCCCGCCGCAUACUGGUAACACCUGAGAAAAUGCACGACACAUGGUUGCAGCGUAUACAACAUAGCCCGUCACAUUAUCCAAUAACAGUUAUGCAAAGUAUCAGCAACUUCCAUGCUUGCCUACUUUCUCUUACUUUGGCAUGCACUCCAUGCACAUUUCGCCUGUUUCUCCAGCUUCCGUCCUGCCACACUUCCUUCCGCGCCGCUAAACGAAUGCUAACUACGAUUGAGACAGGCAGCCGUACAGCGGCUUCGGCUGCCGUACAACCAACCUUGACACGUUCCGACCAGCCAAGCAAUCCUCACUCGACUCACGGUCAACCGCUACAUAUUGUGCGCCCUGCUUGUUGGUCAUGCCGCUAACGCCUCCACCCAUGCGUUCUACACGGCCUUGCCACUCCGAAAUGGCGCCGUUGUAGUGGUAUAUGACAAGUGGAGUAGCAAGGGGACCGGACACAACGUGCGCAUUGCGCACCUUGCGAAGAUCCCCAGGACGGAUCCCAGUGGCGUUUAGGCGGUAGGUGAACAUGUGCGCGUUUGCGCCUAGCGACGCAAGCUCCAGGUUAGCAAUGCCCUUGACUGCAAGGGCGGAGGAAGGAGGGAGGAGGAUGACGGCAGGAUGGAAGGCGAGAGUCGGUGGGUACAGCGCGCGGGAUUUGGGUCAUGAGGGGUUCGGAUUAGUUCGGAGCCCACAGCACGUGUACGAGAUGCCGUAAUGCUUGAGCUCAAUUCAAUUGCAGGAUGCGCUAUACUCGGCAGCAUGGCGUACGACAUACGGCAUCUCGACAUGCCAUGCUACUUCCAUCACUCCUGAAUUUCCGUGCGCACCUGUGAACCCAGAUCCAGGCGAGUCCGGUCCAGGGAAUCCCCCAUCUGGGUCACACGCGUUUGCGUUCUACCCCAACUACCGGUAUUCCAGCCUAUCUACCAUCCCAGGAACCGCACCCACCGUGCGUUGAGGGCUUCAUACACUUUGUGAACGUGUCUAGCAUGCCUUGCCCGGGCUGGCGCUCAUACACUCCCAUAGAGCCCAGUCGCACCCAAUGCGCUACAACCGCUCCGUACUGCUCGUACUGCCGUAGCAGCGCCGGCAGGCUGUAGUUGUACCUGUACGAGGGCGUUGUACGACAGCCGGCUAUCAGUGCAACAGGCGAGUACCGUGGUUCAAACGUGUGUUGUUAAGCGGUAUGAUGCGUGAAGGGCACGUGCUGGACUAAAGAGACGUCGCUUCAAGGCGCGUGCCCUGAAACUGCAUGACGGCUUGGACGUGGAAAGACGUACGGCAGCCGAAACCCACUUGGGAUCGGUAACGAUGAUGUAUUCAUCCAGAUCCGUGAAGGCCAUCCACUUGAAGUAGCCGCGGCCCUGCUCGAAGCAUUGCUGGUAAAUGCGCCCUGCAAGGCGAGAGUAAGCCCCACAUCAGCGCAAUUGCAGCCCCUCCUCCUCAGCGUCAUUAUACACUAAAGUGAAGUGAGCAGCAAUAACUAGAGUGCCAGACGUGUGGCCUUGAGGGUGCGUAGCUGCAUGCAAGGGGUUCAGCCGCCGACCCAAAUUGGAUACCGGGCCUGAGGCGUGCCCGGAAGACGUGCCCUAAUCUCUUGCCCAGAUCCUAAGCCCAUGGCUUGUAACUUCGAAGAUCGAUACGUAGGCUGGCGCAUGGGGUUGCGUAGGAAGUCGGUACCCACCUUGCAGACCGUUUGCGAACUGGCUGACGCGCGGCGACUCAGAAGUAAACAUCGUGUACUGCACCUUGCCACUUGCAGCAUAGUCUGCUAUUUCGCUGAACAUGGGUGUAGUUGAGUUGUGGUCGUAAAGGAAGAUUUUGUCGAAGCCUGAUUCGCAGCAGCAGUUGAAAGGAGGACCAGGUUAACCAAGGCGCAGCCAGGGCGCUCUAUAGGAGCUUCUAGCACCAUUGAAGGAAGAAUUACCUGCAAAUAAGUGGUACUCGACCCACUUUGGAGGAACCGAGGUUUGCGAGUCAGCCGUAGAGUCGCGGGACCCGGUUACUGACGUAAUAUGGAAACCGGUCGCAAUAUACUAAGCCUCCGACUGUCAUCACUUCGGCCUCACCUCACGUAUAUCUCUGUGGCCAUCUCGUGCUAGCAGGCAAGCCGCCAAGUACUGGGGUUCAUGGUGGGCGAGCCGGGAGGCAGUGCCAGGGUAGGCUAGCAAACAGAUUACAAAAAUUGCACGGGCAAUCAUUUCUGUCUCAGGACGUUAAUGCAGCUUUCCGAAUUUUGGCAUAAUUAAGGGAAUACUUCCCGCGCCAAAUUUCGACUACCGUACACCGUUCUUAGUAACCCCUACUGGCUCGCACGCACCGCACAUACCCAAUGUUGGUAAUAUGAGGUUUCGCCCCGCUUCGUGUCAGUUUGGGUCGUCCUACAGGAGCGUUUGUAACAGGAGUUUUCCAGCGGUUUCGCUAGGAUCAGUCCUGGGGAGUUGUUCGUCCGUUGGUCUGUCCGGUAGCUCCGUUCGAGAAUGCUGUGCCAUGGCAGAACUUCAGCCCUAGGUGGUGGUGUCUUCGUCACCUAGGCAACCCAGGUCAAGCCUCUCAGGCUACAGCCCGAGCGCAGGGGCUACUGGUAGCGGAGCGCAACGCUACCCAGUGCUGUGUAACUACCCCAGAGUUAUUUGACUGUGUUUCACAGAAUCCUCCGCUGUACACUUGCUGGUGUGCCUAAUUCGCCAGCAGCUUUGGCUUACGAGCCACUUCAGCUUGUCUGUGCCUCACCGCUUUCCGGUAGUCCUCGGAACGGCCGUUCCGAAACAAUGCUGGUAUGCUGCAGAUAACGGCUCUGCUGCGUUGAUUCCAACCGAUAACGCUGGUUGUGGCGAGUGCGUAUGCAUGUGUCCGCCUGUUCGAAAUUGCCUCGCUUUGCUGCUAAGGGGACACAAUGUGAACGAAGCGGUCAGCGAGUGGGAAAGCUAGGGAGCUGACGGUACACGCUGCUGAGCCGCUCAUAACCCGCUCUCGUGCUAUGCAAAGUAAGCAGCAUAAUGUAGCUAGGCUUGGAGCUGCUGGGGUUGUAAUAUAUGUAGGACAGCACAUCUACAACGGGAUAGGGGUUAACGGUAUGAUAGGACCUGUUGUACUGGCAGGAAGUAAGUCUGCAGGGCCAUGCUGGCACGUCUAAAGCCCACAGCAGUGUUUAUCAAUGCAUGGUAAAUGGGGGCGCUGUUGGAGCAGUGACUUCGCGUAAGGUGUGGGUGGCGUCUGCCCAAAGGGAAGGACGCACGUAUCGUGUACGGUGUUACCUAACCGUUAACCGUAUCCGGUGGUUGGGGCUUUGGUAAUGUGCAGGUAUGCCGUCAGAGACCACAAAAAAUGUUGGUCUUUGUAUUCUUCCAAUAAUUAAGACUCGUAUUUAUAACAACUGCCCCUACGCCGCCAAGCGAUAGUUUUCUUACGGACUGAAUCUUGCACCAGUUUGCAGGGAACCGUUCUGGAAGUAACCGCGUAGACAGUCCGUAGCUGAGAAGUAAUGCCUUCAAAGCAAGGCUGUCGCUUACACUGGCGGCUUUCCAACUUGGGGCACCCGAAUGCGGACCUUGACAAAUUAGUUCAAUCACAUUUGCUAAACCAUACUGUGCAAGUAUUGCUCCCCGUUGAUAGUGCCGGUGCCAAUUCGCAAGCGGUUGUGGAUUCGCAGUUGUUGGCCAUGCUGCCACCGGAUGAAGGCUACCAGGUUAUCCGUGCCAGCUUGGCGGACAUCCUCGCCCAGGUGUUGAACACAUCCAUCGUAAUGCAAGAAGGCGCCAGCGUACAGGCAUUAUCACUCGCUGAUCGCAUCGAAAGCAAUCAUGCGGUCGCUAUCACGCCCGACGGAAUGCUUCAUCUGGCAGUGAGCAGCGAGGUCUACUCACGUUUAGGCCUCACAGGCACCCAUAGCCCCAGCAAUAGAGAUCGCUACAACGUAAGUUUGGACCUGAAAGCCAAGUCGAUGCAGCCGGGGCAGGAGCGGUACGCGCAGGUACUUGCGAAGCUGCGGACGUGCUUUCCCCCGCAGGCCUUCCUGGCGCGGCUGGAGGUGGGCGGGCGGCUACGGCAGCUGGGACUGCCGCGCGAGGUGCUCACACCGGCGUAUGGCCUGGAGUCCUGGAUGCCGCUGGAGGCAGAGAGCCGGACCCAGCCGGGGCUGCUGCUGCCCCCCCUCGCCCGGGAUACCUUUGAGCGACUGGGCGCUGUAGAGGCAGGCGCACAGUCGGCAGCAGCAGCAGGGUUGGGACCAAGUGGUGGAGGGGAUGGAGGCACGGCGCUAGAGGGAGAGGAGGAGGAGGAGGUGGGGCCGUCUCGUAAUCAUCAACGAGAUCACCACCGUCAGCAGCAGCAGCAGCAGCAGGGUCGGGACCGGCAGCCGGACUGGCAGCUACGGCAGGUUAUUUCGGGGCUGCAUACCUGGCUGGGUGCCCUCGCAUGCGGAUUAGGCCCCGCCACCUGCAACGAGCUGCUGCCGGUGGAGCUGCUGCCGCCGCACUGGGAGGAUGCACCGCAGGCCGUGCAGGAGGAGGAGGAGCAGCGCCUCACCGGCACCCUGGUCAGUCGCAGCUGGAGGGGGAUGCUGUCGCACAGCCAGGUGCGCCAAGUGCUGGCCUCCACUAUCCAGCUGCUUGAGCCCCAGCCCCAGUUGCAGCACCAACACCAACAGGUGCCGCAACCAGAGCAGCAGCACCAACGUCGUGUGCCCUGGGCGGUGGUCAACGUGUGGGGCUUUGCGGACACGCCCGUGGCUUGGGCGGGUCUGGAGCACGGGGCUGCAUGGAGCGGCUGCAGCAGCAGUGGGGGUGCGGGCGAGAGCUGCUACAGCGUGUUGCUGCUGCCCGGGGGAGACUAUUGUGUAUUUAGGGCGCUUGGAUCCAACGAAAUGCCUUUGAAAGGGGCACGUGUGUAGCUAGGUGACGUUUUGAUCCGGUGGUGGGGUAAAGGCAGUGGGGCUGGUUGGAUGUCGAGGUCUGGAGGGGCGCCUUGGGGAGAAUGCCGGUAUACCGUGGAUAACCUUACAUUGUCCGGAUCGGACCGUAUAUGUUAUUUAAUUGCUGUGGUGUUGGUUAAAAGAUGGCGGCGGGGACAAUUAUAUCUAAAGGGUGUCUGGGAAGGGGGUCAUGAAAGCGCGGGAAAGCACGGUUGGUGGGGUUAGAAGGCUCGGCAGCCUGUUGCAUUCCUGGCAUCUGGUAUGAACAUUUAUCCAUGCCACGCACCAAGGAGAAAGUGUGUUGCACGGUUGGUGCGACUGAAUGAAUGACGCGUUGGUCCACCCCGGUAAUUGGGGUCGAAACCCUCGCCCUAAAGGAAUGGCAGACACGACCAGUAUUUCGGCAGGCGCUCCUACUGUCACCCGUAAAAAUCAGUACAG
Messenger RNA from Astrephomene gubernaculifera, 8033 nucleotides. Lineage: Eukaryota; Viridiplantae; Chlorophyta; Chlorophyceae; Chlamydomonadales; Astrephomenaceae. The record is from the annotation of a GenBank genome assembly.